CAAACGAUGGAAUAGUCUACUCUAAAUUCAUUUAAAAUACGAGGAGGGGGAUUUGAACUUUGGUGCAACUGGGUUUUGAUUGAAUACACUUACUGAAUGUUGUGUGAUAACCUGUUUCUGUGUUGUGAUUAAGCAGAAAGUGAGAUAGUUAAAAUGUUCCAGUUGCCUAGAGCAGCAUCUGGGGAAGAGCGAAACUUUCCCAUGAAGUAGAAACAUGUCAAGGAAAGACCCUUCAGUUUCACAAAGAUUUUGAAACUUUUCAAGUGGGGACCUGAUGCAGAAAAGGCGCUGGAAGUUCUGAAGCUCAGAGUGGAUCAUCGAUUGGUUCUUGCGGUCCUCCAGAUUGAUGUGGAAGUGAAUGUUAAGGUUCGGUUUUUCAAGUGGGCUGGGAAGAGAAGGGGUGUCCGCCUACUGUUUUUACUUAUACGGAAGUGAAAGAGAAGGGGUGUCCACCUUAAGCCUAGCUCAGGAUAUGAAAGAGAAGGGGUGUCCGCCUACUGUUUUUAUUUAUACGGAAGUGAUAAAGGGGCUGGGCAGAGUGGGGAGGGUAGGCGAUGCUUAUGCUAUAUACAAAAACCUUCUGAGAGAAGGGUUGAAGCCUGAUGUUGUGCUCAUGAACAAUUUGAUAAACAGUUUGGGAAAGGAAGGUCGUAUAGAAGAUGCUAUUAAGAUUUUCAACGAGAUGUCAUCUUUGCAUUGCACACCUAAUGUGGUGACUUAUAACACUGUAAUCAAAGCAUUAUUUGAAUCCAGAGCUCCAGCUUCGGAGGCAGCUACAUGGUUUGAGAAGAUGAAGGUUAAUAGCAUUGCUCCCAGUUCGUUUACCUAUUCAAUUCUUAUUGACGAUUUUUGCAAAACAAAUAGAGUUGAGAACGCGUUUUUGCUUCUCGAAGAGAUGGCUGAGAAGGGUUUUCCUCCUUGUCCAGCUGCCUAUUGCAGCCUGAUCAACAGUCUUGGAAAAGCAAAGCGGUAUGAAGGUGCAAAUGAGUUAUUCCAACAAUUGAACGAAAACUGUGGUCGUUCAAGUGCUAGGGUGUAUGGUGUGAUGAUUAAACAUUUUGGGAAAUGUGGGCGUCUGAUGGAUCUUUUUCACGAGGUGAAGAAAAUCGGAUGCACUCCAGACGUGUAUGCUUAUAAUGCACUCAUGUCAGGGAUGAUGAGGGCUGAUAUGACAGAUGAAGCACAUUCCUUGCUUGCAGUCAUGGAAGAAAACAGCUGCAUUCCCGACCUAAACUCACAUAAUAACAUUAACGGCAUGGCUAGGACGGGUGGCCCAAAUCAGGCUUUGGAAAUGUUUGCCAAAACGAAGCAUUCUAAGAUCGAACCGGAUGCGGUUACUUAUAACACUAUUCUUGGUCGUCUAAGCCGAGCUGGUUUGCUUGAAGAGGCUGCAAAGCUGAUGAGGGAUUCGAAAGGAUUUGAAUAUGAUCUCAUUACUAGUAGCGACUUUCAUAAAAGGAGCGGGUAACAUACAAAAUAAGUGCAGAAAAUUUCAUUUCGGUAAUUUUAGCUUUUCUAGUAGCGACUUUCUUAAGAGGAGCAGGUAAAUUAUAUUUUUAGAGGGAGGCCACGUCGCAAAACCCCACGUCCGUUUAGAUUUUCCCAGAGCUCCAUCUGCCAAGUAUAUAUAGCUUCUUGAUUGAC
Molecule: messenger RNA, 1644 nt
Organism: Pyrus x bretschneideri (Chinese white pear)
Lineage: Eukaryota; Viridiplantae; Streptophyta; Magnoliopsida; Rosales; Rosaceae
Product: pentatricopeptide repeat-containing protein At3g16010
Molecular function (GO): protein binding
Source: RefSeq, a predicted model, not a curated record